This is a messenger RNA of Gopherus flavomarginatus (Mexican gopher tortoise), 2018 nucleotides long. It is a transcript of the gene PIGV, whose product is annotated as phosphatidylinositol glycan anchor biosynthesis class V. Gene Ontology annotation, biological process: GPI anchor biosynthetic process. NCBI's taxonomy places the organism in Eukaryota, Metazoa, Chordata, Testudines, Testudinidae. The record is from RefSeq and is a predicted model, not a curated record. The coding region runs from base 176 to 1750 and encodes 524 amino acids. Gene Ontology annotation, molecular function: GPI mannosyltransferase activity; alpha-1,6-mannosyltransferase activity. The transcript is spliced from 5 exons. Gene Ontology annotation, cellular component: mannosyltransferase complex; endoplasmic reticulum membrane.
GGGGCGGCGGGAUGGAGUCGGAGUGGGAGCCCUGCGCUGAGUGCUCAGAAGGAACAUUCUUCAAGUUUACAGCCUCAGGUUUAGGAAGGAAGUACUGUUGGCCAGUUUCAAAAGCCAGAGAGAGAAUUUUCCCUGCCGAAAGCAGCAGUGACCCACUGAGGCAACUUCCAAAGUCAUGAUGAAGCUGAUGAAUAGAAAAGACCCCUAUGUUCGAGAGGUCAUCCGGUUUGCAGUGUGUUGCAGAGCCCUGACACUUGUGCUCCAGGCCCUGUUUAACUUCUUGAUCCCGGAUCAUGCAGCAGAUGCCUUCUCUCCUCCCCGCCUGUCAGAACCCAGUCUCUGUGACUGGUUGUCAGAAUGGCUGUUGGGGGGCUUAUCACACUGGGAUGCAGAGCACUUCCUGUUCAUAGCUGAGCAUGGCUACCUGUAUGAGCACAACUUCGCCUUCUUCCCAGUGUACCCCCUCAGUGUGCGAGCCAUGGCAGAGGUCACACUGUGGCCCCUGCAAGGGCUGCUGUGUUUACGGAGCCGCCUGCUCUUGUCAGCGGUGCUUUUAAAUUCUCUCCUCUCAGUCCUGGCAGCUGCUGUCCUCUAUGAGCUGGGGUGUGCGGUGCUACGAUGUCGCAGGAUGGCCUUCCUCUCUGCUGUCCUCUUCUGCCUCACCCCCGCCAAUGUGUUCAUGACAGCCGCUUACUCAGAAAGCAUGUUUGCUUUCCUGGUGUUCAGUGCCAUGCUGCAGCUGGAGAAAGGGCAGAGCUGGACCAGCGGACUGCUCUUCUCCCUUGCUGCUGGUGUGCGCUCCAACGGGGUGAUCAACACUGGCUUCCUCAUCUAUUCCCAGAGUAAAGACCUUGCCCUCCAACUCCAGGCAGGUGCCUGGACUGUAAUGAAGCUGCCUCAGGUCUGGAGACGACUCCUCCGAUUUGCAGCUUCAGUGGUUCUGAUAUCUGCUGGGGUCUUUUUCCCUUUUGCUUUGUUUCAGUCCUAUGCCUACUUGAGAUUCUGCAAUCCUGAUGCCAGCUCUGAACAUGCAGUUCCCAGGCCGCUAUUGCAGCUGGCUGUGGAUAAGGGGUAUCGUCUAGCAGCCAUGAAUGAGAUGAAACCUGUGUGGUGCUCCCAGGGGCUCCCUGUGGUCUAUUCUUACAUUCAAGAUGUUUACUGGAAUGUGGGCUUUCUAAGGUACUUUGAGCUUAAACAGGUACCCAACUUCCUGCUAGCUGUGCCGGUUACUGUGCUGGGCUCUUGGGCCACCUGGUUCUACCUCACUGCAAAUCCCCAAUACUGCUUAAUGCUUGGCCUAGUGAGAAGAAAGAAGGAAGCAAGGAAAGGAGAGGACUCUGAUAAGCCAAUGGAUGGAUUUUGCUGCUCCAGUGUCUUCGUUUACAUGGUCCAUGCCAUGGCUCUUCUGGCCUUCGGAAUCCUCUGCAUGCAUGUGCAGGUUGUAACCAGGUUCCUAGGCUCAUCUACACCAGUCUUGUACUGGUUCUCUGCUCAUCUGCUUCAGGACUAUGAACCUUUGCUGUGGAAAGAAGGAGCUGCUAUCCAGACUGCAGCAUCCCUCUCCGAGAAGCCCAGUGUAGGCAGCUCUUUUCCUGGAGCGUUCAGAAAAGGGAUUUCUGAAAACCCCAUCGUGAAAUUACUGCUGAACUGGAGAAUAAGUUCCCCGCUCACCAAAUGCAUUCUGGGAUACUUCCUGUCUUACUGGCUGCUGGGGCUGAUCCUACACUGCAACUUCCUGCCUUGGACAUAGUUAGAGUUUGAGAACAUGUGUUUGUGAUGGACCUGCUAAUGGGAACAGAAUCACUGCUCAGAAUAGAAACUCUUUUUUAAACUUGACAGAAGUGAAUUGAUGCUACUAUCUUUGUUUUUAUUUCCAACGACAUACAGAGCCCUCAAUAUGUGCACAUGACUCUGUGCUCUUACUGCUGUAAACUUCAUCCUUCCUCAUUCCAUUCUCCCCCUACAAUUUUUCACCAUUACUGGUUGUAUGAUGGCUGAAAUCUAAUCUGUAAACUCUU